This is a messenger RNA of Brugia malayi, 567 nucleotides long. RefSeq lists its product as uncharacterized. NCBI's taxonomy places the organism in Eukaryota, Metazoa, Nematoda, Chromadorea, Rhabditida, Onchocercidae. The record is from RefSeq and is a predicted model, not a curated record. The coding region runs from base 1 to 567 and encodes 188 amino acids. The transcript is spliced from 5 exons.
AUGACUGAUAAGGAGCAAAAUGCUUGGCAAGAAUUGCGACGAAAAAUGGAAUGCUUAUCAGAUCGACCAUUUCAUAUCGCAUUUAUCAAAGGAAAUGAAAAUAAUAACUGUUCCUAUCCACAAAGUGAAAUAACGCAAUCUGAAAAUACUGCUCAACCUGAUUUGAUAUCUUCGUCUUAUCUAAAAACACUCAGUGAUGCAUCUGAGGAAAGUAAAAGUAAUGGGAAUAUAAGUGAAGUAGAAAAGAAGAUGGAUCCAUUAACAAAAUUUUCAUUAUGUCAUCGAGUAAGACAAAUUCAAAGUAGCAAUGUUGCACAACUCAAUAAUAUAUUCAAUACCGAUACAAGAAAGACAGUUGAAUUGUCAUCAAAAUGUAAGGAAAUAAUUAAUAGAGAACUUAUGUUUUGGCAUGAUCGCAUACAAUUUGAAAUGAGACAGACAGUUGCAAUAAUGUCAAAUUUAUCUGCGAGAAUGGAACGAAUAAAAAAACUUAAUCAACAGCUUCGUGAUCUUUUAGCAUAUUUUAAUGAUGACACAGAUAGUUCAGUAACAUCAUCAACAUAUUAG